Phodopus roborovskii (desert hamster) is the source of this 2130-nucleotide messenger RNA. RefSeq names its product zinc finger protein 844. The coding region runs from base 198 to 1358 and encodes 386 amino acids. NCBI's taxonomy places the organism in Eukaryota, Metazoa, Chordata, Mammalia, Rodentia, Cricetidae. The transcript has 3 exons. The record is from RefSeq and is a predicted model, not a curated record.
GUUUGGGAUAUUUUAGAAUACAGUAACCUAUGAUGAUGUGCAUGUUGACUUCACUGGGGAAGAGUGGGCUUUGCUGGAUCCCUCCCAGAAGAAUCUCUACAAAGAUGUGAUGCUGGAAACCUACAGGAACCUCACUGCUAUAGGCUACAGUUGGGAAGACCAUAUUAUUGAAGAACAUUGUCAAAGUUCUAGAAGACAUGGAAGGUAUGAAAGUAGUCAUACCGGAGAGAAAACCUCAGAAUAUAGUAAAUGUAGUAACGCCUUCACAUAUUACAGGCAUCUUCAAAGGCAAGAAAGAACUCAUGCUGGAGAGAAACCCUAUGAAAAUAUUCGAUAUGGUGAAAGCUUUAUAUAUCACAGUAAUCUCCGAAGAUCUCAUACUGGAGAGAAACCCUAUGGAUGUAAUCAAUGUAGUAAAUCUUUUGCACAUCACAGUAGUCUCCGAGUACAUAAAAGAACACAUACUGGAGAGAAACCUUACAAAUGUAAUCAAUGUGGUAAAGCCUUUGCCUAUCACAGUCAUCUUCAAAAACAUAAAAGAACACAUACUGGAGAGAAACCCUACAAAUGUCAUCAAUGUGGCAAAGAUUUUGCAGAUCAAACUCAUCUUCAAGUACAUAAAAGAACACAUACUGGAGAAAAACCCUAUGAAUGUGAUCAAUGUGGGAAAGCCUUUUCACAAAACAGUAGUCUUCAAAUACAUAAAAGAACACAUACUGGAGAGAAACCCUAUGAAUGUGAUCAAUGUGGGAAAGCCUUUUCACAAAACAGUAGUCUCCAAAUCCAUAAAAGAACACAUACUGGAGAGAAACCCUAUGAAUGCAAUCAAUGUGGUGAAGCCUUUGCAUGUUACAGUAGUCUUCGAAUGCAUAAAGGAACACAUACUGGAGAGAAACCCUAUGAAUGUAAUCAAUGUGGUAAAGCUUUUGCACAUCAUAGUAGUCUCCGAGUACAUAAAGGAACACAUACUGGAGAGAAACCCUAUGAAUGUAAUCAAUGUGGUAAAGCCUUUUCAUGUCACAGUAGUCUCCGGAUACAUAAAAGAAUACAUACUGGAGAGAAACCCUAUGAAUGUAAUCAGUGUGGUAAAGCCUUUUCAUGUCACAGUAGUCUCCGGAUACAUAAAAGAACACAUACUGGAGAAAAACCUUAUAAUUGUAAUCAAUGUGGUAAAGCCUUUGCACGUCAAAGUCAUCUUCAACUACAUACAAGAACACAUACUGGAGAGAAACCCUACAAAUGUCAUCAAUGUGAUAAAGCCUUUGCAUGUAGCAGUAAUCUUCGAAUUCAUGAGAAAAAGAAAUCAUUCUGCAGAGAAAGCCUUUAAAUAUAAUCAGUGUGGUAAACUUUGUACUUAAUUGUAGUCUUUAUAAAUGAGUAAAACUUUUAGUGUGUAAUUGUCUGUUCAAGCUUUUACAUAUCACAGUAACCUUUGAGGACCUGAAAAAAAAACUAGUACAGAAGGGUAUCUGACUGUAAAGGAUUUGGUAAUAUCUUUAGCCAAUACACUUACAUUUAGUUAUAUAAUAUUAUUUUGCAGAAAAGAUCUGACAGGUGUCAACAAUCUGUUCAAGCAUUAUACAAGGAAGUAACCCAUUUAGAUUUCAUACUUCUCUUCAAUUACAUGAACUAAUUCAUGCAGGUGUUAAACUUUAUGGAUGUGUAUCAGUGCCUUUUCUGUUUCUGUGAUAAAACCUAAUAUCUAAGUCAACUUACAGAAUAGUUUAAUUUGGCCCUUGGUUGCAAAGCAAUACAGAAUCACUAUGAAAAUGGCAUGGCAACAAUUGUCAGAUGUGAUAGGUAAAUCAGAAAGCUAAAAACUCACAUCUCCAACCUCCACCAUGAAACAGAGAAUAGGAUCUGAAAAUAGUAUGCAAAUGUAAACUGUCAGGCUCACCCACCCCCAGUGACAUAUUUCUUACAACAGGACAGCAUUUCCUAAAUCUUUCCAAAUGAUACCACCAAAAAGAAGGAUUAAUUUCUCUGACUUCAAGUCUACAUGCUUGCUUUCUGUUACAUGAACCAAUUAAUGAUGAAGAAAAGUUCUGUAAAUAAAUCUUCAGAUGCCUCAACACCUGUGUUACAGUAUUGAAUACUUAUAUGAGAAAAACAUUCAUGAGUAAAAAAAUU